AUGGCAGACACUCAACCCCAGAGCAUCACCGGUCUUCUGUUUGCGCCGCAAGUCUUCCCCUUCUUCCUGCUUGCAGUCAUAUUCGCAGCGAUCAAGAUCAUCGACCGCACCGAUGUUCCCAAAAUCAAAGGCCUUCCAGAGGUUCCCGGAGUCCCCAUCUUCGGAAAUCUGAGACAACUCGGCGACAAUCAUGCCGUCAAAGCACGAGAAAUGGCGAAGAAGUAUGGACCUGUCUUCCAGGUACGAAUGGGAAACCGCAGGAUUGUCUUUGCAAACACAUUUGACAGUGUGAGGAAUCUCUGGAUCACGAACCAGUCCGCGUUGAUCAGUAGACCGAAGCUACACACUUUCCACACCGUGGUAAGCUCUAGCGAAGGCUUCACUAUCGGAACGAGUCCAUGGGAUGAGAGUUGCAAGGCUAGACGAAAGGCUGCUGCUACUGCUCUCAACCGACCUGCUGUGCAGACUUACAUGCCCAUUAUCGACUACGAAUCCCUCAAGACGAUUCGAGAAUUGCUCCAGGACAGCCAGAAUGGCAAGCUGGAUGUUGAUCCAAAUGCRUACUUUCAACGAUAUGCCCUUUCCACCUCACUUACUCUCAACUACGGCAUCAAGUUUGAGGGCAACAUUGGCGAUAACAUGCUACGAGAGAUUGUCCAUGUUGAGCGCGAGAUCUCCAACUUCCGCAGUACUGCUUCGAAUUGGGCUGACUACAUCCCCAUGCUACGUCUUCUCCCAGGUGGAAGCGACAAGCCUUUAGAAUACAAGACUCGCCGCUCAGCAUACAUGAACUAUCUCCUCCAGACCCUCAAAAAGCGCAUCGCAGAGGGAACCGACAAACCCUGCAUCAGCGGCAAUGUCCUCAAAGACCCAGAAGCCAAGCUCAACGACGCAGAAGUAAUGUCAAUCGGUAUGACCAUGGUAUCCGCAGGCCUGGAUACCGUCCCAGGAAAUCUCAUCAUGUGCAUCGCCUACCUCUCCUCUCCUCACGGCCAAGAAAUCCAAGCCCGAGCCCUCAAAGAGAUCAACGAACAGUACCCAGACAACGACAGCUGGGAGCGAUGUUUACAUGAGGAGAAAUGCGAGUACAUUACAGCUUUGGUAAAAGAGACUCUACGAUACUGGUCCGUGAUUCCAAUCUGUCUCCCUCGAACCUCCACCRAGGAUAUCAAAUGGGGAGACGCAACAAUCCCCGCUGGCACAUCUUUCUACAUGAACGCUUACGGAGCAAACUACGAUGAAUCGCACUUUUCCUCCCCAUUUGACUUCAACCCGGAUCGAUACCUCGCAGACAAAACAAUCGACGAUGCAGCGGCAACGCGAGGAACGCCUCACUACGGCUACGGAGCCGGUAGUAGAAUGUGCAUUGGCUCACAUCUCGCAAAUCGAGAAUUAUACACCGCAUUCCUACGCAUGAUCACUGCGUUCGAAAUCCUGCCACCAGCGAACAAGAACGAGGCACCGAUUUUGGAUUGCAUGGGUUGCAAUAAGUUGCCCAAUGGAUUGACAAUGGAUCCCAAACCCUUCAAGAUCGGUCUCAAAGUUCGCGAUCCCAAGACUUUGGAGAAAUGGAUCAAAGAGGCGGAGGAAAGAUCCAAGGAUUUGUAG
This is a messenger RNA of Ramularia collo-cygni, 1608 nucleotides long. RefSeq names its product probable cytochrome P450 phenylacetate 2-hydroxylase. The transcript has 3 exons. The coding region runs from base 1 to 1608 and encodes 535 amino acids. The record is from RefSeq and is a predicted model, not a curated record. Gene Ontology annotation, molecular function: iron ion binding; monooxygenase activity; oxidoreductase activity, acting on paired donors, with incorporation or reduction of molecular oxygen. Lineage: Eukaryota; Fungi; Ascomycota; Dothideomycetes; Mycosphaerellales; Mycosphaerellaceae.